Molecule: messenger RNA, 1943 nt
Organism: Lepidothrix coronata (blue-crowned manakin)
Lineage: Eukaryota; Metazoa; Chordata; Aves; Passeriformes; Pipridae
Gene: SOSTDC1
Product: sclerostin domain containing 1
Exons: 2
Coding region: 309-1043 (244 amino acids)
Biological process (GO): negative regulation of BMP signaling pathway; negative regulation of Wnt signaling pathway
Molecular function (GO): BMP binding
Source: RefSeq, a predicted model, not a curated record
AGAGACUCAUUCUGACACCGUGUUAGUCACAUCACACAAAAGUGCCAGGCACACGGGGCUACAGGGAAUGGCACAGUAGACACGGCCGUCUCUAGGUCUCAGUCCGAGUUCUGCUGUUUGAUGGUGCCUAAGAGUUUUCUGUAUACCCUCAAAAGCCUCAAAUAGGAAUCCUGCAAUUAGUGCAUCUAACUCCUCCUUUACUGCAGUCUUCUCUCCUAUUGGUGAAAGGUCUUCGCAGCUCAUGUAGGGAUCCCACCCCUUUUGUGGGUUUUCAUUCUGAAGCUAUCCACAACUUUACACCUGAAUGAAUGCCAAACCUCCCUGAAUAUAUAAAGGAAAUCUUCAAGAGCAAUUGCAGAGUUACCCAGAAGAAGCAGAAGGAAAAGAUUUCAUCCAGCUCUGUCAGACAGCUUGAACCAGCCAUGCUUCUCCCUGCCAUUCACUUCUAUGGCUUUCUCCUGACUUUCAUCUUCACGAGAAGCUACUUGGCUUUCAAGAACGAUGCCACAGAGAUACUUUAUUCACACGUUGUUAAACCCGCUGCAGCGAGCCCAAGCAGCAACAGCACGUUGAAUCAAGCCAGGAACGGAGGCAGGCACUACACCAGCACUGGAUCCGACCGUAACAAUCGUGUUCAAGUUGGUUGUCGGGAACUGAGAUCCACCAAGUACAUUUCUGAUGGCCAGUGCACCAGCAUUAACCCCCUGAAGGAACUGGUGUGUGCUGGUGAAUGCCUCCCUUUGCCACUGCUCCCCAACUGGAUUGGAGGAGGUUACGGAACCAAGUACUGGAGCAGGCGGAGCUCGCAAGAGUGGAGAUGUGUCAACGACAAAACUCGCACUCAGAGGAUCCAGCUUCAAUGCCAGGAUGGAAGUAUAAGAACCUACAAAAUAACUGUGGUCACAGCCUGCAAGUGCAAGCGAUACACCAGGCAGCACAACGAGUCCAGCCACAACUUCGAGGGAACCUCUCAAGCAAAACCUAUCCAGCAUCACAAAGAGAGGAAAAGAGCCAGUAAAUCCAGCAAACAUAGUACAAGUUAGAAGUCAAACAUUCUCUCCUCUCUCAUCUCCCUCUCCUCGUGCCAAAACUGAACUCACCUGUAACCAUUUGCUUUACCCUUCUGACUGCUUAAAGACAAGUCUGCCAUUGCUGUGUUCUCAGUUGACACUACUUGCUUUGACCAAAAUCAAAAGGGGCAUUCUCAGCAUAUGGACAUUUUGGGUGAUUUUCCAGAUGCUCAAGAUGGGAAAUAACACAAGCCUUCCAAGCCCAUACUAUAAACUUUUACAUGUUCUCCACCCAUGGAGGCAAAGAAUAUUUGCCACGAGUCUUCACUGAAGUCUAUUUUGUAAAAAGAUGCUUUGUCGUGUGUUUUCCUGAGAACAGUUAUCACAUCUAUUGCCUUCUAUAUCAUGUUUUAUGAACUUCUGACAACAGCUUAAAAAUACACCACCUUGUAUCUGCUUUCAGAUUCAUUCUAAAAAGAUGCUUUGCAUGCUCACCUUUCUCUUAUCUCAGUAUACCAAAAAUUAAAAUAUGCAUGGCAGCAAUCAAAAAGUAAAGCUGAACAAACUAUUUAUUUGUUGUUGUAAUUAUUUAAUGAGCUUUUAUGUGUGUUAUUUCCCUUCAAAAUUUCCUUAUGUUUAUAGCUUUUCAUAUGUAUCAAAGUAUUUUCCUAUGAUUUGUGGCUGGAUUAGAACAUAAUUUUGUAGAUAAUGUAAAAUAGACAUUUUAGCAUUCUUGGUAUAUAUAUUUUAAUUUUGAACAUUCAUAGACAUAGGUGUUAUUUCGAAGUAGCAACAUAAAAAUUGUAUUUUUCAUUCUCCACCCUGUAUUAUUUUUGUUUAAAAAGUGUGCAAUCAAAAGACAGAUAUAACUUCCUUUCAAAUUCAUUGGUUUCUUUUGUUUUUUUUAGAAAAAUAAACACUGCUAAAAACCUG